GCUUUACAGAAUUUGAACGACUUAAAACAUGAGCUAAUUUUAUCCCUAAUCUAUCCCCAAUGAGCAAGCCUGUGGCGACGGUGGCAAGGAAAAACUCCCUCAGACGACAUGAGGAAGAAACCUCGAGAGGAACCAGACUCAAAAGGGAACCCAUCCUCAUUUGGGCAACAACAGACAGCCUGACUAUAAUAUUAACAGUUUUAACAGGUAUAAACCUCAACUGUCCUCAUGGGGCCGUCCUUCACAGGAGCGGUGCGAUAAAACUCCGACCAGACACAGGGCACCAGGAUGGAUCAAGCAGGUCCGAGGGGCAGAAGAGGCCAGCAUCUCAAUCCCAGGAUGAACAUGACAGCAUUCUACGCUGCUGCAGGCUGGAAGGAAAUGGAGGCUUAAUAAGAAUCACUGCUUACACAGGAGACUCAGUACUGCUGCCCUGCUCCUGCACUGACCUCCAAACCACACCUGAGACAUUCAAAUGGGAGAAACUCACAACAAAUGAAAUGAAAUGGGUAAAGAUAUCUCCUGGGAGUGAUCAGUACAAAGAGAGAUUUCAGCUGGUUAAUGAUCGCUCUUCAGGAAAUCUCUCUCUGCUCAUAUCAACCCUGACUGAAGAGGAUGGAGGAGAUUACUGGUGUAUUGUUAAAGGGAUUCAAUACACAGAUAUCAGACUCACUGUUAAAGACGCACCGACAAAACCUUCAACAUCCGCACCAGUGACCACAACAACUUCACCUCAUUCCAAACCAGAUAUUGAAGUCUCUCCAGAGCAUCUUCCCUACAUCCCCUUUGGCGUAGUGACUGUGUUCUUUCUGCACAUUAUCGUGGCUGUGGUCUAUUACACCACCAGAAAGAAAGGUCCUGUUACAGUUCAUUACAGCAGAGCUGAUGGAGAUGGAACAGUGAGUCUGUAGUUGGGAACAACAUCAACAGAAGAUACACAUGUUUGACAGCAGCAACAAUUCUACACACGAUUAAAAGACCAUAUAGUCACCAACACACCUGCAUACACAUUCACUGCCAUUGCUCUAAACCACAUUUUUUUAAGCAAAAUAGUUCACAUGCCAACUUUUUAGCAUGCUCAUAAAGAAUUAAAUCAUGCUCACAUGAUGUCAGUGGUUGAGUUUAUUGCCAUGGGGUUUAUUGCUCUAUUUUGCCCCCUAGUGGAAUAACAGCCAUGUUUUCCUCAUCUUUCAAUUCAAUUCGACAAGAUGAUUUUAAUUCAGAACACUGAUUAUCAAUUCAUUCAUUUGACCAGAUUUUACAUUUAUCCAGGACCGGCCUUAGGAUUUUAUUGUAUGUAUUAUAGCUAAUCUUUCUUUUUUCAUUCACAAAUUAUUCUUCCCCACACUUUUCCAUGUUCAGGUUGAUACAUUGUCUUGCAAAAAAGUAUUCAUCCCCCUUAGUGUU
Neoarius graeffei (lesser salmon catfish) is the source of this 1407-nucleotide messenger RNA. RefSeq lists its product as uncharacterized. The transcript has 5 exons. Bases 60 to 911 code for a protein of 283 amino acids. Gene Ontology annotation, cellular component: external side of plasma membrane. Gene Ontology annotation, biological process: positive regulation of T cell proliferation; cellular response to lipopolysaccharide; immune response. Lineage: Eukaryota; Metazoa; Chordata; Actinopteri; Siluriformes; Ariidae. The record is from RefSeq and is a predicted model, not a curated record.